This is a messenger RNA of Durusdinium trenchii, 2885 nucleotides long. The record is from the annotation of a GenBank genome assembly. Lineage: Eukaryota; Dinophyceae; Suessiales; Symbiodiniaceae.
AUGAAGAAACUCAACCAAUGUCCAGGUGGCGGGUACAAGAGGAUGCAGGAGAAGCUCCUGUCUGGAACAGAGAUGAAAUGCAAAGCCUGCGAUUGUCUUCUGGAGGAAUGCAAUUUCUCCUGUGACGACCUUGAGUCAUUCGUUAUUGAGUUUGCUAGCACGGGAAUCGCGCCCGUUUUGCAGACUGAGACAGCUACUUUGGAGCAGGAGUCGGUUGCGCAGGACCAAGGGCGGGACCAGAAAAGUUCAGUGCAAAACAAGGAGGGGGAGGAGGAUGAAGACCCUUUCUCUUAUGCCAGAAAAUUUGCUCCAACGAUUGAACUACUGGAGCCAGGUAGCUUUGGAAAAGCUUUUCCAUAUAGAUGCCACGCUUGCAAGAACAAGACAUGGCCAGAGGGAAAGGUGGGGAACCUCAACGUUCCAAAGGCAAGUUCAGUGAAGUUUUUCUUGGACCAACAUUUGGAAUCAGCUGGCCACGUAAAGGCCAUGAAGAGGCUUUCUGAGAAUGGAGAAGAGUGUGAUGAUUCCAAAUUGGUCCCGUGCCCGGCUGUAUGCAUCGGUCAUCCAUCCGCAGGUGUGCUUUAUGAAAGCCGCGAAGAGUUUGCGACCUGGGCAUCCAUGUCCAACCUGAGCGUGUACGCCAAACACAGCUACUGGCGGGAGACUAGUGGUGAAUUUGGAGACACUUGGUACAUCAGAAGCUCCUCUUGCCGCACACAUUGCAAGCCAAAGUUUGCUGGGAGAGACAUGUGCGACCAAUGUCAAGCUCUCACGGUCCAGCACAGCAUUUUCGGGAACGUUUACAGAUUGACCCUCAAGUACUACACAUCAAGGUUGCUCUCGGCGCGGCUCUUUGUGGGACAAGCUGAGGUAGUGAAGGUGGAAGCAGAAAUGCGAAACAGCUUUCUCUACAACCGUGACAGCAAGAAGGUGGAACAACUCAUCAGUCUUGACAACAGCAAACUGCAACAGGUCAGCGUGGCAUCAGUUCCUGACCGCCUGGGUGAGAUUGUAGCAUCUUUCACGGCCAUUCUGGCUUCGGGAGAGGCAAGUGAUCUGGAUUGUGCUAAUAUUCGGGUGGCCGCAGCCGCCGUGAGCGGGCAGUUGGAAGGCCACCCCAUGAUCAUGGGUCUGGCCAUUCAAUGUUCCCGGAUGCUCGAUCGCAAGUCCCGAGGGAUUGAGAACAUGCGAGGUCUGCAGCUGGCCUUGCGAGCAUCCAACAGAGAGCUUUGCAAGGAGUUCGGGAUCUCUGCUGUUUCCUUGAAUGUCAUGGACAAGCUCGCCGAAAGGUCGUUGCCGCGGCCAGCAUUAGCGAUCAUGGAUCCAGAGAUCCUCUCCGGCAACUUUACCAUAAUCGAUCAACGAUUUGAAAGGCUAAUCUUGGCAUUUGACCAUACAUACCUAACAAAGACACUUUGUCAGAUAUCCUUGUUCGGCAAGAAAGGCAUUGUUGGAGGUGCUUGGGCACCUGAGAAUCCACAGAACGCAUUCUUCUCCUUGGAGGAAGGGCGUGUCGACAUUAAGGCAAUUCCAAAGGCGUCAUCCAUGAUGGCUUGCGUUUGCUGGGACCCCUCGGCACCCAAGAAGGCUUGCCUCUCAGCAUGCGCUAUUCCUCUGGGCUCCUCAUUUGAAGGGCUUGAUGCCAAGUACAAGGGCAACUGGGCGAUGCUACACACUCUUGGCACUGUCUUGUCCCACUCCGAUCAGAUCAUCCGCGGCAUAGCUUUCGACGCCGCUACAACACAUCAGUUUAUCAGGAAGGUGCUGUGUGGUCAACUCCAAGACGUAGACUUGGAAGAGCUCCGAACUGUUCCCUUUUUCGGAGAACUGGAGUGGCAGGAGCUGCCAGAGAAUCCACUUCCGAGACUUCCAGUACGCAUUGCGAUGUACAGAGGCAAAGCAGAGCGAGCUGAAGCAGCGCUUUCAGGUUUCCUGUGCCUGGAUAUGUUUCAAAUGCUUGCUAUGGACAAGUGCAAGCAAAUGUGCUUGCCUGCAGGCAGCACAUUCAUGGCCCCUGUCACGUGUGCCAACUUGCAAUACGUUGCUCUUUCCACAGUCGUGGUGUGCCUCACGAAGGACAUCGACUUUGAGCCUUGGCGGUAUGGCAACGCCAGAUUGACGGAAAUUGCGAUAGAGCAGGUGUUCGGGCAUCUCCGUUCGCAAAUGAGCAACAGUCAGUUGACAACACGGCAAUACUUUGCUGCAGAUGCAAGACAAUCCUUUCGUUCCAGCAAUACGCUGAACAGGAUCAAGUUGUCCAAUUCCAACAUGGGUGAGGAGAAGCUUACGCAUCAACAGUUUGAAACCUGCUGCAAGAAUGCACUUGCAGCAACAUUGUCACUGGUCUCCAAAGUCAGCGAUAUGAAGUCCAGCAUCCUGGAGGCCAUGUAUAGGAAGAGGUGUGAGCAGGAGAUCGAAGAUCCUGAAGAUGGAGACCCGCUAGAGGAAUUGGAGGAAGAGGAAGACGUCAAGCCGCACGCAAAGAGCAAGACAGAAUGCGAAGAGUUUCUUGAGCAUUUGCAGCAAGAUGCAGAGUGCAACAGGAUGUGGGCCUCUGAAGAUCCUGAUGCGUUCGCGGCUCAAGACCAAGAAGAUCCACUUGGCGUGGACGCAGAGACGAAGGAUUUGCCAGACGGUGAACUUCUCAAGCAUCUUUGCACUUUAGCCAACGUUGCAGAGGCCUUUGGCAUGGAAACGGCUGUCAGCCCAAAAAGUGGGGAAAGACGCGAGGGAAACCACCUGCCUUCAAGCCUGCUGGAAGCAGUGCAGAUGAAGGGUGACCUCUUCAACUCCCUAUUCAGACUGUUGGUGCGACUGCGGAGCGCCAAAGGAGGCAUGGACACUAUGUGGAUUCGCAAUUCCCGAAAUUCAAGACGAGCUUCGCG